GCGGAGGAUUUCCCCGACUGCUGCAUCCUGAUCCUACAGGCUUCUGCCUGCAGCCUUCCACGCGUCCGGGAACGCCUCUAGUUUCUCUGGUUGUUGGAAGCACACACACAAAACCCUCCUAACGAAAAUUUGGUCACCAUCGGCCUGACCAAACCGGCGUGUUUUUCCACUCGUAAAAAUGAAAAGGGGGCAUCGAUGUGCUGCUGGACUAAAUUACUCUUGUCAGCCCCUGGCCGUGGGGCUUCUGCUCUGCUCUCUAGUGCUGCCAUUCCAGGAAAGCAGUGUCGGCAGCCUCUCUUUUGAGCUCUGUUACUGUAGCAUCCUUUCACACAAAGGAGAUACAUAGGAAUUUAAUGCAUUACAGCUCCAGAGUUUUAAUCAGGCAUGAAAUUCCUGUGCAGCUCUUGUUUACUCUUAAAAAAAGCAAACGGAACCUUCCAGAAGGUGCUGAAGUUGGAGGCACUAUUGGAAAUUUUGUAGUUAGGUAUUUCUUUUUGUUUCAGGUUAGAGUUCAGAAAAGACAAGUCAACUGCUCAUUUUAUUUCAAAAUUGGAGCUUGUCGCCAUGGAGACAGAUGUUCUCGGUUGCACAACAAACCAACAUUUAGCCAGACCAUCUUGAUUCAAAACAUCUAUCGUAACCCCCAAAACAGUGCACAGACGGCUGACGGCUCACACUGUGCUGUGAGCGAUGUUGAGAUGCAGGAACAUUACGAUGAGUUCUUUGAGGAGGUCUUCACAGAAAUGGAGGAGAAAUACGGCGAAGUUGAGGAGAUGAACGUUUGUGAUAACCUUGGAGAUCAUCUAGUUGGAAAUGUAUACGUAAAGUUCCGCCGUGAGGAGGAUGCAGAAAAGGCCGUGAUCGACCUGAACAAUCGCUGGUUCAACGGGCAGCCCAUCCAUGCCGAGCUCUCGCCUGUGACUGACUUCAGAGAGGCCUGCUGCCGUCAAUACGAGAUGGGAGAGUGUACACGAGGAGGUUUCUGCAACUUUAUGCAUUUGAAGCCCAUUUCUCGAGAGUUAAGGCGCGAGUUGUAUGGGCGGCGUCGUAAAAAGCAUAGAUCCAGGUCGAGGUCCCGUGAACGCCGGUCUAGAUCCAGAGAUCGCGGCCGCGGCGGCGGAGGAGGAGGCGGCCGUGAGCGUGACAGGAGGCGGUCAAGAGAUCGUGAACGAUCCGGUCGAUUCUGAGCCAUGCCAUUUUUACUGUAUGUCUGCUAGAAAGUGUUGUAGUUUGACCAAACAAGUUCAUAAUGACAUUUUUUUUAAAGAUGGGCUUCUGAAUAAAAAAUUUGUAGUGAUACAGUAUUCUUUGUGUAACUUGUUUCUUGUGGGGGGAGUCUUUUUAACUGUCAUUCCUCUAUCUUGACAAAUACCUGGAUUAAGUCUGCCUGAGGGAAAGGUGGUAAAUGUAUUGGAGGAGCGCCAGUUUUGGUUUGGGUUUUUUUUUUUUCUUUUACUCGGGUAUAAUUUGAACUGUUGAUGAAAAUGUGUGUGUAUAUAAUAUAAAAUAUUAUAUACAUAGUAAAAAUAAUAUACUGCUUAAGAAACAGUUACUCACAUAAGUUUCCCUUUUCUGCUAUGCUGUCUGCUUAUUUAGGUUAGUUUAGGCACAUUUAAGAGGAAGGCUGUGCGGAAUGCAUUUAUUUACUGAGUAGAAACGCUUAGUUACAAAAAUGUAUGUUUGUUUGUUACCAGAAGUCUGUGCUCUGUCUAUCAAUGUGACUGUGGCAUUUACAAUAAAUCCAAUUUCUUGGUGUAAAA
Molecule: messenger RNA, 1760 nt
Organism: Hirundo rustica (Barn swallow)
Lineage: Eukaryota; Metazoa; Chordata; Aves; Passeriformes; Hirundinidae
Gene: U2AF1
Product: U2 small nuclear RNA auxiliary factor 1
Exons: 8
Coding region: 354-1187 (277 amino acids)
Biological process (GO): mRNA splicing, via spliceosome
Cellular component (GO): spliceosomal complex; U2AF complex
Molecular function (GO): pre-mRNA 3'-splice site binding; metal ion binding
Source: RefSeq, a predicted model, not a curated record